AUGACCGUGCCGUCAAGUCAUUGUCGUUCCAUCGCUGAACUUCGGUCUCCUUCGGGAAGGUCUCCGGGCACGUUCUAUGCUGCAACGUUUGGCGGUAACAGAAAUGCUUAUCCAUGGCUGUCGUGUUCUUCUGAGUUGAAUUCGUUAGAUUACUUAGUCUGGAGUGGAGUUGAAGUCAAACGUUGUGGAAAAACCCAUCGCCGAAUCGACGAAUCGUGUAGUGACGAAGUAUCGCCGGAAGAUCUGGCAAAAGCAGGAUGUGCCCUACCUGUGUGCCAACGUGGAUGA
Molecule: messenger RNA, 288 nt
Organism: Necator americanus (New World hookworm)
Lineage: Eukaryota; Metazoa; Nematoda; Chromadorea; Rhabditida; Ancylostomatidae
Exons: 2
Coding region: 1-288 (95 amino acids)
Source: RefSeq, a predicted model, not a curated record